Messenger RNA from Meleagris gallopavo (turkey), 567 nucleotides. NCBI's taxonomy places the organism in Eukaryota, Metazoa, Chordata, Aves, Galliformes, Phasianidae. The record is from RefSeq and is a predicted model, not a curated record.
AUGAGAGCCGCAAACGGCGUCACUCGCCCUAAUCCCACGCCUCCACCCUCCUCUGCCCGCUACCCCCUCGUUACACCAUCUCCGAGCCCACGGGAGCCCACGGAGGAACUUUCCGUGCCCCCGCCCCGCAAGCUUGUGUCGUGCCCAGUGUCCCCGGAGCUGAAAGAGCGCAAGGAGGAUGCGAAAGGCAUGGAAGACGAAGGGCAGACGAAAAUCAAGCAGCGGAGAAGCAGGACGAAUUUCACCCUGGAGCAGCUGAACGAGCUGGAAAGGCUUUUCGACGAGACCCACUACCCGGACGCCUUCAUGCGGGAGGAGCUGAGCCAGCGGCUGGGGCUGUCCGAAGCCCGAGUGCAGGUUUUCCAAAACAGAAGAGCCAAAUGCCGAAAGCGAAACCAACUGCACAAAGGAGUUCUCAUAGGGGCCGCCAGCCAGUUCGAAGCCUGCCGGGUGGCCCCUUACGUCAACGUGGGAGCGCUGCGGAUGCCCUUCCAGCAGGCAAGUGUGCCCGUGGGGUGCGGGGUAUGGGGGCCGUGGGGUGUGGAUUAUUGGAUAUGGGGUGUGUAG